AUGGACAUUGAAUAUUUGCUGCAUUUGACUCGUCAAGUUCAGAUAGAAUGGGUGAUCAGGCUUUUGGUUCUGACAAGCAUGGUGGUGCAGCUUAUGCUGGUUGUUUGUGGUGCCCGCAGGUAUAUUAGCUCAAGUCGAUCUCUGCGGGCUCCUUUGCUGCUUCUCCAUUUGGGGAGCCCUGAUGCCAUUACUGCGUAUGCCUUGGCUGACAAUGAACUCUGGUUAAGGUAUGCAUGCACUAUGGUUUAUCAAGUUUCUGUUGCCGGAUAUGUUAUGUGCAUAUGCAAACAAGAAGGAUUUGUAUUCGCUGCUGGUUUUCUUCUACUAGUCGCAGGAGUUUGUAAGUAUGUUGAAAGAACAGCUGCCUUAGCAUUCGCCACUUAUUUUGAAAUCGUGAAUUCUACUGAACCUAUUUUUAAAUUUAUGGAGCACGAGGACAAGAUAGAACCAGGAGAAUUCAAUUAUAUCGUGGUGGGAGAGAAGCAGCUCAAUGAUUGGUGGGAAAAUCAUCUAUGGCCUACAUCCCCAAGGGAAUUUCCAGGUGUAACAACCAUACAACAUGUAUGGAGCCACGAAGACCGACAGCCAACAGAUGACUACCUCCUCUGCUUAUCUUAUGCUUUAUUCAAGUUGUAUAAGCGGCAGUUUGUAAGCCUCUAUUUCUACGAAUGGUCGAGGAAUAAAACAAGGAGGUUCUUUUUAAGAAACGGUCUAGAAUGUGAGAAUGUGUUCAGAGUAGUGUCUUAUGUUCUGCAGCGCUUGCUGUGGAGGUUUAUCAAUUCUGCAGAGUUCUGACAUCGGACUGGAGUAUGGUGUGGUUCAUUUGUGCUGGAAUCAAUGGAGAAAAAAUUAAUCCGACCGAAAAAGAUGUAUUCAGUGGCACAACUUCAAGCUCAAGCUUUUUCAUUUAACUAAGUGUCUGCUCCGCAGGAUUCGGAAGCGGCUUGGAAAUCAGUACUGGAAGAAUGUAAUUCCGCAAUACAGGGUGAUAGAUACUUGCUUCAAGACUAAGUCUUCUUGUAUAUGGAAGGUGGCUCGCAAAUAUCCGAGGAGUUUUAUUGUACUGUGGUACAUCAAGUUAAGGUAUACCAGUGCAACGGCUGUGGAGGAUGAUCUCAAGCAGCUUAUAUUUCAGAAGCUUCAAAAUGUAUGCUCUCCAGACGAAGACAUUGCAAUUUGCAAAUUUUAUGCCUUUGAAGCCUGUUUGAGCGAAGAUCUAAAGUGGGCUUCCAAAAUGGAUGUGGAGGAUCUCAUUCUCACAUGGCAUAUCGCCACCGCGAUUUGUGAGGAACACUGGAAGCCGAAUCCUGGAUAGGAUGACAAAAACGUUCGUUUGACUACGAUGCUGUCCAGGUACUGUUCUUAUCUUUUGGUCUCUCACUCUAAUCUUUUGCCUCUCUAUGCCGACAUUGCAAAGAAAGGUCAAAUGAAAUUUCACUAUGACAUUGUGGAGUUUGUGAAUAGAUUUGAGCUGUACGAUAAUGCGGUAGUUUUAAUAGACUGUGAGGAGGAAACAAAACUAGGUUUUGGGGCAAAGCUAGCCAGGCAGCUGCAGAACAUUGAAAACCGGUGGGAUAUAUUAACAGAUUAUUGGGUGGCGUUGCUGAUAAAUAUUUCUUUCUAUAAUAAGUCUACAUUUCAUGCAGAGCUCCUCACCGCAGGAGGGGAAUUCCUGAUUCAUGUGUGGGUGCUUCUGGAUCACAUAGGAUGUUGAGAGCAAUCUGACACGGCCAUCUCAAGAAAAAUUGAGGACAAGUCCAUCAAGGCGCCAUCCCCACCCCUGUCCUCGUGUUAGGAAAUGAAGCUCAACCGGCAGCUUCACCGCUGAACUUUUGUCCGUCGAAUUUGAAGGUUCAUUUGUUAUAUAUAUCUCAUAUGUAGCUGCUCAGCUUGAUGCAAUUUUUCAGACAGUGAUAAUAUAAAAUUCCCUUGCUCUUAAU
Cryptomeria japonica (Japanese cedar) is the source of this 1940-nucleotide messenger RNA. RefSeq lists its product as uncharacterized. The record is from RefSeq and is a predicted model, not a curated record. NCBI's taxonomy places the organism in Eukaryota, Viridiplantae, Streptophyta, Pinopsida, Cupressales, Cupressaceae. The transcript is spliced from 2 exons. The coding region runs from base 1 to 795 and encodes 264 amino acids.